CGCUUGCCACCAGUGUCAUCGAAGUCAACACCAAUAUCUUUCUUCUCUCACGGCGUCAAAGCACACCUAUGGUGUUCAGACUCCUUUCCCUGUGGCCUAUCCAUUUCCCCGUUGUUAUAUAGGCUAUUCGCUGCUUCUCCCUUCUCACCCCGCCACGCCGCAGUGUGUGCGUGAGAGAGAGAGAGAGAGAGAGAGAGAGAGAGAGAGAGAGAGCGAGAGACAGAGAGACUUUGAGAUACAGAGAGAGAAAGGGGGUAUGGUUUUUGCCGGUGGUACCUGCGGAGGCGCGGGCGACGGCGAUGGCCUCAAGCUGGAUCCAUGUAGGUUCGCCGUCCGAGUGGUGCGCGGCCGGUGGUUUAUGCUCUUCUCUUCGUUCCUUAUCAUGGCCGCCGCCGGUGCCACCUACAUCUUCAGCAUCUACUCCAAGGACAUCAAGUCGUCGCUGGGCUACGACCAGUCGACGCUGAACACGCUGUCCUUCUUCAAGGACCUCGGCGCCAACGUCGGCGUCCUCUCCGGCCUCAUCAACGAGGUCACCCCGCCCUGGGUCGUCCUCGCCAUGGGCGCCGGCAUGAACCUCUUCGGCUACCUCAUGAUCUACCUCGCCAUCACCGGCCGCACCGCUCCUCCCCACGUCUGGCUUAUGUGCCUCUACAUCUGCGUCGGCGCCAACUCCCAGACCUUCGCCAACACCGGUGCCCUCGUCACCUGCGUCAAGAACUUCCCGGAGAGCCGCGGGAUCGUGCUCGGCCUCCUCAAGGGCUUCGUCGGCCUCAGCGGCGCCAUCAUGACCCAGCUCUACUAUGCCAUCUACGGCGACGACUCCAAGUCCCUUGUUCUGCUCAUCGCCUGGCUCCCGGCCGCCAUCUCCAUCGUCUUCGUCCACACCAUUCGGAUCAUGAAGGUGGAAACGCAGGGCAAGACGCCCAAGCCCUUCUUUUGCUUCCUCUACAUCUCCAUCGCUCUCGCUACUUACCUCUUGAUCGCGAUCGUCAUCGAGAAUAAAGUCACCUUCUCCCACUCUGAGUUCGGCAUCAGCGCUGCCGUAGUUAUGCUCCUCCUCGUACUCCCCCUCGCGGUCGUCGUUAAAGAGGAGUUCAGAGUCUUCAAGCAAACGAAGCAAGAUCUGCAAAACCCACAGCCACUCGCCAUCACCGUCGAGAAGCCGUCGCCACCAGAGCCGUUGCCGCUCCCAGAGUCCAAACAGAGUCCUCCGACAACAGCCACGGCCGGCACCAAACAUAAGAACCAUGUAGUUUCCUGCGUGGGAGACAUGUUCAGGCCGCCCGACAGGGGCGAGGACUACUCCAUCCUCCAGGCGCUGGUGAGCAUCGACAUGAUAAUCCUCUUCUUCGCCACCAUCUGCGGCGUCGGGGGCACGCUGACGGCGAUCGACAACAUGGGCCAGAUCGGCGAGUCGCUGGGCUACCCCAAGCGGAGCAUCGCCACAUUCGUCUCGCUCAUCAGCAUCUGGAACUACGCAGGGAGAGUGGCGUCCGGGUUCGCCUCUGAGAUCUUCCUCACCAAGUACAAGUUCCCUCGCCCGCUCAUGCUCACGGCAGUCCUCCUCUUGUCCUGCGUCGGCCAUCUCCUCAUCGCCUUCGGCGUCUCGAAUUCCUUAUACUUCGCCUCAGUGGUCAUCGGGUUCUGCUUCGGCGCGCAGUGGCCGCUGCUCUUCGCCAUCAUAUCGGAGAUCUUCGGGUUAAAAUACUACUCCACGCUCUACAACUUCGGCGGCGUCGCCAGCCCGAUCGGGUCCUACAUACUGAACGUGAGGGUGGCCGGAUACUUGUACGACAGGGAGGCGCUGAAGCAGAACAAUGGCGUGAGGGGACCCAACGGCACCGACCUGACCUGCAUCGGCGUCGAGUGUUACAAACUCUCGUUCAUCAUAAUCACGGCGGUGACGGUGCUCGGAGCGCUGGUGUCGCUGGUACUGGUCUGGAGGACCAAGGACUUCUACAAGGGCGACAUCUAUGCCAAGUUUAGGGAGCAGAUGGCAGUAGCAGAGAUCGACAUGGCCGCGGGAAACUUCAGUCUAGAUCGGAUAGAUGGAGAAGAAGAGGCGACACAGAAGAAGAAGAAGAAGAACGCUACAUCUCAGGAUGAAGAGGAGGAGGUCGUGGUCAAUGGUAAUGGUAAAAGAGCUUGAGAAAGCUUACAUGUAAACUCUGCUCUAAUCUUCUGCUUACUAAUCAACAAAGAUGGCAAAGAAAGAGUACUCCAUUUUGCA
Musa acuminata AAA Group (dessert banana) is the source of this 2233-nucleotide messenger RNA. RefSeq lists its product as uncharacterized. Gene Ontology annotation, cellular component: membrane. The record is from RefSeq and is a predicted model, not a curated record. The transcript has a single exon. Gene Ontology annotation, biological process: transmembrane transport. NCBI's taxonomy places the organism in Eukaryota, Viridiplantae, Streptophyta, Magnoliopsida, Zingiberales, Musaceae. Bases 257 to 2152 code for a protein of 631 amino acids. Gene Ontology annotation, molecular function: transmembrane transporter activity.